AUGCAACUGUAUCGUUCCGAAACAGGCUGUCAGGUGUCAUGGGACAAUACCGACAUUAUAGACAGUCUUGAUGCUUUCAAAAGCAAAGUGCGGCAAUGCACCGGCAUCGAAAUCGAGCGUCAGAUUCUCAUGACAAGCUUUGGAACACAAGUCAAAGAAACGAAUGUCAAGGAGGUGACGACAGCUUCAGGACAAGAGGAAUACAUUGUCUUUGUAUACGAUCGAGAAUAUCUGUCAGCUUCUGAAGAGCAAAUGUUGAAGCUUAUCGACGAAGGAACGCCAAGACUCGAGCCAGAGAUCCGUUGUUUUGAUGAUGCCGCUUCACGUUCUGUAUUGGAGACAAUCAAAGAUGUGCAAAGCAAUGAUCUUGGUUACACUUGCAAACUCUACUUGAGUCUAUUCUCACAUUUUGACACGUGUGCUCAGAGCCUGAUAGAGGUUAUCGUCAUUCAUACUCGGCUUGCGCAAAGGGUGGUUGAGGAGCAAAAGAAGCAAUGGAUGGCACUGAACGUAGCAAUGACGAAUCUCAGGUCACACAAUACGAUCGCAGAGGAAAGCGUCUCUUCACUCUCUUCAGGUGUUCAAAAAGAUCUCACCAAACAAUCAACAUUGACCGAUGCAGCUGAUAUGAACAUACGCAUCCUGAAAAGCAUCCGCAUACAUCCAGCCAUCCUGCAAGCGCUUGGUGAAUCUCGAUCACAACAGACGUUGAUGGAUUAUUUGGAUAUGGAAGAGCUUGAAACAUCAAAGAAUCGAUCACGUGAAUUCUGUACAACACUUGAGCAUGAAUUACAAGAACUUCGAUCGGGUGCCAGCAUGCUACAUCACCAUGCGAAUGAAUUGCAGCAACAAAUCACCGAUAAUCAAGACCCCUUAUCACUUGACUCAGGCGUCUCUGAUAUCCAAGGAGUACAAGAGAAGGCACACUUUCUCAGUGAUCAGAUCAAUCGCAAUGUCAGCCGUGUUUUCACCAAAGUCUCACGCCUCAUCAAUAUACCCAUCACAUCACUCACCAAUCAAAUUCCCGACAUCAAUGAUUCAGUUGCUUUAUCAUCAUCAUCGUUUUCUUCAUCCACAACACCUUCAACGGAGGCACGAGAUCAAUUUAAGAUGAUUUACGACUUGGCAGUCAUGUAUAUCAAUGAGGAAAUACCAAAGAUAAUCACCUAUGAGAAGCGUAUUCGACGUAAAGCUGCUGAUUUGAUUGGUGCAAAACGGCAAAGUGUUGUUCGCUUCCUCGAGUAUAUGCACCGAGUAUCCGAUUUGCAAAGCGAUAUUGCCAGCGUCAUGUCUUACGUGGAAUCAAUACGAAAGUGGAAGGCUGAUUACAAGCGCACGAAUGGUGGAAGGAGCUUGGAGGUAGCUGAGGAAGUGAUCUAUGCUUAUGCAUACCUACUAUUAGAAAUGGCACGUCGGAGAGAAUACUCAACGAUCCUCUUGGAGAAUGCAAACGCCACAGCAGACCUCUUGGCAAGCUAUCGCACAAAGGAGCAAAAACGACGAGACCGAUUCUUGCGUAAAUACAUUGGGAUGUUGCCAUUCAAGGUUUCAAUUGAAAAUGAUACCACCCCGCAUUGUGAGAUAUCCACGGUCCACCUCGAGAGCGAUCGACCUGAAAUUAGUCGCAGCGAUGUCAUUGAUUUUGUUCGGAUACUUGGCCAAUAUUAUGCAGCAUCACCAACUCAGCCUGGAUCACCGCGCCUAGAUAUCAAGAACAGACGUCGAACAUCCCCAUCUUCUCCAAAGAUUGGAAAGCAAUCACUUGAAGAAUCCACAUCAUCUCGUUCAGCUAGAUCUCAACUUCAAGAAUCCGGAGUCUUUGGUGGGAGCGAGAGGUUCAUUGAUCUACUUCAUACCAUGUCACAAGAGCUGGAUGGUCUCAAGGCCGAGUUUCUCAAGGCUGUAGAAACAUCAUUCUUUUCCAGCAGUGUAACAGAAUCACGUCUUACGAGUGAGCCAUCCGACAAGUUUUCAAAAGAAAAGGUCCUCAUGUCCUUCAAUGCAAGCCAAAUCGAGUUGCAGCAAAAAUCGAGAGCACUAGAGCAUGCAGAAGAACGACUCAAGAAUUAUGAAGCACGCAUUGCAUCACUGGAAAAAGCGUUACAGAACAGCUAUCGCAUUGAAUCGGCAACCAAGAGCAAAGAUACAGGCAAUGCAACGGGAACUCCAUCAUCAGGAACAUCAUCUCAGUAUUCUUUGGUUGACGAAGCAUCCAAUCGUGACGUGGGACAGCUUCAAGAGACUGUGAAAGAGCAAGAACAGUAUAUCACCGAUCUCCAAAAACAGAUGCACACAGAGCAAGAAAUGUGGGAGAAUGAAAGGGAAGAUUUCAAGCUGCAAAUCCAGGAGCUGGAGCAAUUGCUGGAAGAGGAACGACAAACUUACGAGUACAAUCGUCGCAGCCUCCUCAAGGAGGCACAAGUUAAGGACGAUUUGGCUGACAUGCGAGUGGCAAGCAUUGAAGAUGACUACAAAGCGAAGAUACAAGAGCUUGAAGCUGUUAUCGACAAUGAGAGAAAAGCCCACCAAAAGGAGCUGGAAAAGAAGGACAUGGAGAUUAAGGAGCUUGUCAACAAGAGCAGGACAUCGGUUGAUGAACAAUCGAGCGUUGCACAGGAAUUGGAUCAGUUAAAGAAAGAAUACGCCAGCUAUAAGGAAGAGACUGAGAAUCGGCUACAAGAGCUGGAUAACACUGAGCAAGCGCGUGAUAAUAUCAAGCAACAACUGGCUAAAGCAAGGGAUAUGGUUAGUCGCGCUGAGAAUGAUUGGAUGAGCAAGCAAGAAGCUUUGGAAAAGGCUCUGCGUGAACAAAAGGAAGUCCAGGUGGCAUUGGUGGAUCUGGUGUCAUUGUACGGCCGUAUGCCUAAUGAAAUGGAUAUUUCAUCGCUGCUCGAUAACUUGAAAGCAUGCAUGGAGGCUGCAGCUUCGAAUCAAACUGGCCUAGAGAAUCAAUUGGCGGAUCUUGAUCAUGAAUACGAGCAGCUGGCAGCGGAUAUGCAUCGCCUGGAUGAUGAAUACAAGGAGCUACGGCUUAUCACAACACAUAUGGCGGAGAAGCUUGAAGGAUAUCGCAAAGACAUCUUUUAUGAGCUUACCCAUCAAUUGCAACUCUCUAUUGACGAGGAAGAAGCCAUGGCAAUCACAAAACGGAUCAUUGUAUCGGACCAAGACGACGACAUGGCUGUGUGGAACAACGUGCUUCAAGCAUCCAAGGGCUUCGACCCAGUGAAAUUUGUGAACCGCAUACGAGAAAAGGUGAAGGAAGCUCAUGAUAUGAGUCGUCGUUGGAAGCGUGAAUAUAAAGAGAAAUACAGCAAACUUUCAAGCAGCAGUCGUGACAAGAUUGCAUUUCGCAACUUUCAAGUGGGGGAUGUUGCUUUGUUCCUUCCAACGCGUAAUUCGACCGGGAAACCAUGGGCAGCUUUCAACAUUAAUGCACCACACUACUUUUUGAAGCCAUCUGAUACGAUCGAACAACAAAUGCAACACCGUGAAUGGAUGGUAGCUCGAAUUACGUCUAUCACGGAGCUUACAGUCACUUCGGAUCCACAAUCUAAUCCCUACGGACUAGCCGAUGGUCUCACGUAUUAUCAUCUUGAAGUCGAGAAUUGGAAGAGUGCUCAUCAUCGUAAGAAUCAUCACAAGAGCCAGUCGCGUAAAACAGGCAGUAGCAGUGGCAACAACAAAUCCAAAGGCAAAGAAAAUGCAUAUACCAUGAUACCAAAAUCACCACCAGCACAAGAUACCGGCUUAGCCAGCAUUGGUGAAUCAUCCACUUCAGCCCCACCCAGUUCCCCGUUGCAUGGACGACGACCUUCCUUUCCCAUAUCACUUUCGACAAGCAAUGUCGUUCACAGCUAUGUCCCUACUAAUUCACCACCUUCUUCAAGUCGCGAACGACGUCAUAGUUACUUUGGAUCAACAGAUACAGACGCGAUAAGCCCUACACUUGCAUGGACCCAACCACAAGAAUAA
Lichtheimia ornata is the source of this 3975-nucleotide messenger RNA. RefSeq lists its product as uncharacterized. The transcript has 21 exons. Lineage: Eukaryota; Fungi; Mucoromycota; Mucoromycetes; Mucorales; Lichtheimiaceae. The coding region runs from base 1 to 3975 and encodes 1324 amino acids. The record is from RefSeq and is a predicted model, not a curated record. Gene Ontology annotation, biological process: autophagy of peroxisome; autophagy of mitochondrion; autophagosome assembly. Gene Ontology annotation, cellular component: Atg1/ULK1 kinase complex; phagophore assembly site membrane; extrinsic component of membrane. Gene Ontology annotation, molecular function: protein kinase binding; molecular adaptor activity.